Molecule: messenger RNA, 3170 nt
Organism: Cebus imitator (Panamanian white-faced capuchin)
Lineage: Eukaryota; Metazoa; Chordata; Mammalia; Primates; Cebidae
Gene: CLCN7
Product: chloride voltage-gated channel 7
Exons: 25
Coding region: 338-2755 (805 amino acids)
Biological process (GO): transmembrane transport; chloride transport
Cellular component (GO): lysosomal membrane; intracellular membrane-bounded organelle
Molecular function (GO): voltage-gated chloride channel activity
Source: RefSeq, a predicted model, not a curated record
GACUCUCGGGCUCGGGGUCCCGGAGGUGGCCAUUCGCCUCCCAAGAACUCGGCGCCGCCUUUGCGGUCGCGCGUGCAGAACCAGGUCCUCCCGGCCCCGCAGAUUCUCUCGGGCGGGCGGCGCCACGACCCGCGGAGAGCGCGGCUCCCAGGAGCCCCCGCGCGCUUGGCCCUCGGCGGCCGCCGUCGCGCGUCACGUGGUCGCCGCCGCGCGUCAUGUGGUUGCCGUCGUGCGUCACGUGGCUGCCAUAGCCUGUCACGUGGCCGCCGGCGCGGGUCACGAGAACAAACACGGGGGCAGCCGGCACUUCCCGGCCGGUGUCGCUCGGCGGCGGGCCAUGGCCAACGUCUCUAAGAAGGUGUCGUGGUCCGGCCGGGACCGGGACGACGAGGAGGCGGCGCCGUUGCUGCGGAGGACGGCGCGGCCCGGCGUGGGGACGCCGCUGCUGAACGGGACCGGGCCUGGGGCCGCGCGCCAGUCACCACGUUCUGCGCUUUUCCGAAUUGGACAGAUGAGCAACGUGGAGCUGGAUGAUGAGCUUCUGGACCCGGAUAUGGACCCUCCGCAUCCCUUCCCCAAGGAGAUCCCGCACAACGAGAAGCUCCUGUCCCUCAAGUAUGAGAGCCUGGACUACGACAACAGUGAGAACCAGCUGUUCCUGGAGGAGGAGCGGCGGAUCAACCACGCGGCCUUCCGGACGGUGGAGAUCAAGCGCUGGGUCAUCUGCGCCCUCAUCGGGAUCCUCACGGGCCUUGUGGCCUGCUUCAUCGACAUCGUGGUGGAGAACCUGGCCGGCCUGAAGUACAGGGUCAUCAAGGGCAAUAUUGAUAAGUUCACGGAGAAGGGCGGGCUGUCCUUCUCCCUGUUGCUGUGGGCCACGCUGAAUGCCGCCUUCGUGCUCGUGGGCUCCGUUAUCGUGGCCUUCAUAGAGCCAGUGGCAGCCGGCAGUGGAAUCCCACAGAUCAAGUGCUUCCUCAACGGGGUGAAGAUCCCCCACGUGGUGCGGCUCAAGACGCUAGUGAUCAAAGUGUCCGGUGUGAUCCUGUCCGUGGUCGGGGGCCUGGCGGUGGGAAAGGAAGGGCCGAUGAUCCACUCAGGCUCAGUGAUUGCUGCUGGGAUCUCUCAAGGAAGGUCAACAUCACUCAAGAGAGAUUUCAAGAUCUUCGAGUACUUCCGCAGAGACACAGAGAAGCGGGACUUCGUUUCCGCAGGGGCCGCAGCCGGAGUGUCAGCGGCGUUUGGAGCCCCCGUGGGUGGGGUCCUGUUCAGCCUGGAGGAGGGCGCGUCAUUCUGGAACCAGUUCCUGACAUGGAGAAUCUUCUUUGCUUCCAUGAUCUCCACGUUCACCCUGAAUUUUGUUCUGAGCAUUUACCACGGGAACAUGUGGGACCUGUCCAGCCCGGGCCUCAUCAACUUCGGAAGAUUUGACUCGGAGAAAAUGGCCUACACCAUCCACGAGAUCCCUGUCUUCAUCGCCAUGGGCGUGGUAGGCGGUGUGCUCGGAGCUGUGUUCAACGCCUUGAACUACUGGCUGACCAUGUUUCGAAUCAGGUACAUCCACCGGCCCUGCCUGCAGGUGAUCGAGGCCAUGCUGGUGGCCGCCGUCACGGCCACGGUCGCCUUUGUGCUGAUUUACUCGUCUCGGGAUUGCCAGCCCCUGCAGGGGAGCUCCAUGUCCUACCCGCUGCAGCUCUUCUGUGCAGAUGGCGAGUACAACUCCAUGGCUGCGGCCUUCUUCAACACCCCGGAGAAGAGCGUGGUGAGCCUCUUCCACGACCCGCCAGGCUCCUACAACCCCCUGACCCUCGGCCUGUUCACACUGGUCUACUUCUUCCUGGCCUGCUGGACCUAUGGGCUCACAGUGUCUGCUGGGGUCUUCAUCCCAUCCCUGCUCAUCGGGGCCGCCUGGGGCCGGCUCUUUGGCAUCUCCCUGUCGUACCUCACGGGGGCAGCGAUCUGGGCAGACCCCGGGAAAUACGCCCUGAUGGGAGCUGCUGCUCAGCUGGGUGGGAUCGUGCGGAUGACCCUGAGCCUGACGGUCAUCAUGAUGGAGGCCACCAGCAACGUGACCUACGGCUUCCCCAUCAUGCUGGUGCUCAUGACUGCCAAGAUCGUGGGUGACGUCUUCAUCGAGGGCCUGUACGACAUGCACAUUCAGCUGCAGAGCGUGCCCUUCCUGCACUGGGAGGCCCCGGUCACCUCGCACUCACUCACUGCCAGGGAGGUGAUGAGCACACCGGUGACCUGCCUGAGGCGGCGUGAGAAGGUCGGCGUCAUCGUGGACGUGCUGAGCGACACGGCGUCCAAUCACAAUGGCUUCCCCGUGGUGGAGCAUGCAGAUGACAGCCAGCCGGCUCGGCUCCAGGGCCUGAUCCUGCGCUCGCAGCUCAUCGUCCUCCUCAAGCACAAGGUGUUUGUCGAGCGCUCCAACAUGGGCCUGGUGCAGCGGCGCCUGAGGCUGAAGGACUUCCGCGAUGCCUACCCGCGCUUCCCGCCCAUCCAGUCCAUCCACGUGUCCCAGGACGAGCGGGAGUGCACCAUGGACCUCUCCGAGUUCAUGAACCCCUCCCCCUACACAGUGCCCCAGGAGGCGUCGCUCCCGCGUGUGUUCAAGCUAUUCCGGGCCCUGGGCCUGCGGCACCUGGUGGUAGUGGACAACCGCAAUCAGGUUGUUGGGCUGGUGACCAGGAAGGACCUCGCCAGGUACCGCCUGGGGAAGGGAGGCUUGGAGGAGCUCUCGCUGGCCCAGACGUGAGGCCCAGCCCUGCCCAUGUGGGCACCAGCACUGGCACCCUGGGCCCCUUCGCACCUCCUCCCGGAGUCACUGCUCUCUUGGCCCAUACCACGCUCCCCAGCAGCGGCAAUGGCACACACCCUGCAGUUGGGCCGGGGGCGGCAGGCCUGGGACAGACUCUCGUGGGACUGACCCUGUUGUGGUUUCCACCCUUGGCGCCUCCCUGCGCAGGCCCAGCCGCCACCCUCGUCGCCUAGGUUCCUUCGCCUCCAGGGAUCAGCUGUGUGUGUGUGUGGCCCCCUUCGAGGCACUCGGCCUCGGGAGCCAGCAGCAGGGCAUGAGACAGAGCCCUAAACCCCGCUGCUGUCCCGAGGGCCAUCCUGCUGCAGAAGGGCUCCUCUUGCCUCCACACCAGCGGACUUCCAGAUGUGAGCCG